AUGGGUAAACGCAAGAUGCAUGAGAUGUAUCACGUGGUAGCCGUCGGAGACGAUGAAGCCAUGGAUGAAUUUCAUCAAUUCAUGACGGCUGGCGGCCACGGCGGGAUGCAGCCCCACCCCACUUUCUCGAAGCGGACUAGUCUCGCCAAGCCCUUCUGCAAAAGAAGGCCUGCACGCCGGUCCGGACAAUCCAGUGACCAGACAUGUCACCUCUCAGUCAUCAUUUCACCUUCAGGCAAAUUGCUGGCCUUAUUUCCAUGGCCGCUACGGUCGCGCCCGGUUGCGCUCCAGAGGGUGGCUGGCCGUGGCGAAGAUAUUUCGCCUUGUUCGCAUGUUUCACGACGGCGGUCGACAGCCGCAUUGCAGUCGCGGGCCAUUGCGACAAAUGCUGCUGCUGCCCAUGAGUCUCGUCCCACUACAGACUCCCCACAAGAAAUCCUCCCUCCAACAAAACCCGUGGACCGAAAACAGGCCAUCCAGAAUGCGAAGCCCUUCUCCGAUUUCCUGACGGAUACUUUCAACCGGCAGCAUGACUACCUUCGUAUCAGCGUCACGGAACGCUGCAAUCUGCGUUGCUUGUACUGCAUGCCAGAAGAGGGCGUCCCACUUUCGCCCAACGCCAACAUGCUCACCACUCCCGAAAUCUUCUACCUCUCCUCGCUCUUCGUCUCGCAAGGUGUCACCAAAAUCCGGCUUACUGGCGGCGAGCCCACGGUCCGCCGCGACAUUGUCCCGCUCAUGCACCAAAUCGGAAGUCUGAGGUCAAAAGGCCUCCGCGAACUUGCCCUCACGACAAACGGAAUUUCUCUACAUCGAAAACUCGACGCCAUGGUCGAGGCUGGGCUGACAGGGAUCAAUCUCAGUCUGGACACACUCGACCCCUUCCAGUUCCAGAUCAUGACGCGUCGAAAAGGCCUGGAUGCAGUGAUGAAAUCCAUUGAUCGCAUACUGGAAAUGAACAAGCUAGGAGCCGGUGUCAAGCUCAAGGUCAAUUGCGUUGUGAUGCGCGGACUCAACGAAAGGGAAAUCAUACCCUUUGUCGAAUUGGGCCGGGAAAAGGACAUUGAAGUCCGCUUCAUCGAGUACAUGCCCUUUGGCGGUAACAAGUGGAGUGAAGGUAAGAUGAUCAGCUUCCAGGAGAUGCUCGACAUCAUUCGCGUCAAAUACCCCGGCCUCGCAGCCGUGCCCGGUCACAAGAACGACACGAGCAAAACGUUUCAAAUUCCUGGCUUUGUCGGCAAGGUUGGCUUCAUCACAAGCAUGACAAACGACUUUUGCAGUUCUUGCAAUCGUCUGCGGAUAACAAGUGAUGGCAACCUCAAAGUCUGUUUGCAUGGUAUGGCCGAGGUCUCCCUUCGCGAUCUACUACGCCAGGGCAACAAUGGUCAACCCAUCGACCAGGAAGCAUUUGAGCGGAUACGACAACUUGAGAUGGAUCGUAGCGAAGGCCACAUGCGCGACGAAACUCCUCUUGGAUGGGGCCAGAGAGAACACGACCUUCUCAACCUGAUUGGCAAAGCAGUCAAGCGCAAAGAAGAGAAGCACGCUGAUUUGAACGAGUUGGCGAAAUUGGAUAAUAGGCCAAUGAUAUUAAUUGAUGGCGCUUCAGCGAGUUUUGGCCUGGGUUUACCUCCUUACAAGGAUACGCACGUGACAGGCGUCUGCUCAGGCCCACGUACAUCGCCUUUUCACACCAACUUCAAAUAUCCGAAUCGAUUGACGCUUCACGUGCCAUCUGCACCACUUGCCCAUCUGUACUCGGCCAUGUCACAAACAUCGGCUGUCCGCGCCUUUUCGACUUCGUCAAGAUUGUGGUCAGAAGUAGAGAAAGAAGAGGAUCAUGCAGUGGACGAUGGUCAGGGUGAAUCAGCCGACGUUGUUGCCAACGAGGCGGAAGAACCCGAUUUCCUAGAAACACUUAACAUAGAUGGCACUCUCGGUUUGCCAAUUGCAAAAGCGAUCAGGCAUGUCCGGAAAACACACAAGCUGACGGGUCCGGAAUACAACGAUUACUGGCGCCUGAUGGUUGAAGCCCAGUUGGUUGAAGGGGAAGAAAAAGACGGUGCAAAUGCAAAUGCUGCACGCGUGCUGACCGAUAUCGAGACGAACAACGGUAAUUUGUCUAUGGGCAAACGAUCAUCUACAACGAAACACGACAGACUAAUGGACCAUGUUCAAAAAUACGCAGACAUAGUCUCAAAGACACAAGAGACAGAGCGCAUCACAAGCUCUCGCAGAGACGCACUCACAGGUCUACUGGGUGAAAUAGAGACGCCUCCGUUUACUACGAGAUUGAUUGAAGAUCUCGAGAGAAAGAUAGUUGACCUCCAGAGUCAGAUAGGUAUGGAGAAGGCAAAGUAUGUCUCAGUUACACCAACGGCGUCUGCCAAGUUCGCAUUCAAGCCUAACGACAUUGAGAGCCAAGCGGAAUUUUCACGCCUGAAGCGCAACUCACGAGAAAUGCUCAUCAAAGAGCAUUUUCCAGAUAUUCAAAUCGAAGGUGUCGCACUUGGAUUCAUGGAGAGGGUUGCGCGGCAUUUCUACCAGGCGGAAUUCCAAUUUUCAAAACAAGGGCCAAACAACUCAGCAAAGGAUAUACAAUCAUGGGAGGAAUUGCGAACGGAAGUGAUCCAGGACCUUCGCGAUGGACUCCAACAAACUAAGGGAGUGAAGCGGUGCAUUGCCCAAGCGCGUAGGCGCAUCCUUGCACUCAUGAACGCAGCAAAGACGAGCCCAAGUCCAGUCACAGAUAGCAGCGAAGAGAAUCCUGCUGAAGGUCUCAUAUCACAAAGUUCUGAGAGUCCGGAAAUGCCUGCGGCAGUCAAAAAAGAAUUGUCGGAACUCGAGAAAACAAUCGAAGGAUAUAGACAGCAACUUCGUGUCAUCAGGACCGCGGUGUCCCAGCAGGCCCAAAGGGUUAAUGAUGUGAGGCAGCAGAAGCGAGAUCUGCAUGCUAGAAGAAAGGCUGUGCUCAGGCAGCUCGAGGAGCAGGAGCUCAGUAUGCAGCAAGCACGAUUUAUAUUACGGCCGAAGGUUUUGGACAAGGUACCCAAGCUGCAGCUUCGCACCAAUCUCGAUGAUAUCUUGGAUGAGGCACUGGUGCAAACUGGAAUGCCGGUUGAAGCGGUCGGGGCAGAUGAAGGCUCUGUUAGAGAAGGCUCUUUGCACCGGCUUGGUUUUCGCGAUGCAGGGGAGAUGGACAAUGUCAUUGAGACACGACAUGCCAGCAUACCUGGAGCUACCUCAUCGGCAGCCCCAGAACCAGGUGCUACCAUCACGAGUAGCGCUACGCCUACCAAACCUACGAUUCAGUCAGCGAUAGAUUCAAUCUCUAAGCUAUCCGGAAGUUCACUAACAACCCCACAAUCAUUGAGCUUUCAGAAGAACACCGCAACCAUUCUUUCUCCACCCGAGCGUAAACCAGGCUCGGCACUCCGCCUGCAAAUCCCCACAUCAAACACAAUAUCCAUUGACGAGACUUUGACCAUAAAUUUCUCCGCCCCAGUGCCCACACUCCAGACCCAAAUCUACGAGAUGCAAAAACGACUUCGUACCUCCUAUCCUCGCAUCGACAACCUUCCCUACGAAAUUUGGAAAAGCGAGAACAAACGUACACUCCAGACGUGGCUGAAGAUUCUCGUCGGUCGCUGGCAAACGCGCUUCGACGGAGUGAGAGAGAAGGCGGAUGCAGAGGCGGUAGAUGAACAGGUUCAAGCGGUGCUGGAUCAUAUGGUUCGAGAUCACGAUUUGAGUAAUGAGGCAGCGGAACGUAUGGCUAUGCAUUGGCAUGAGGUUGUUACGCAGAGGGGGCAAAUGGAUGGGGAUGCCGAGGGCGCACUGGACUGGGAGGAAUUUGAUGCUGGGGGAUUUGGGUUCAUGGCUGUUGAAGAGGACAACGGUGAGUUUGGGGCAAAGGCGGUGCUCCAAGAAGGUGAGGGCCGAGAGGCGGUGGAGAAUGGUGGUGCCUCGAUGCCGUCUGGAAAGAGGGGGGAUGUGAGCAGUUUCGAGCGGAUCACUAAGAGACUGUACUCUACGUCUACGCGACCGCCGAGGGAGGGACUCACGCGAUCGUCGAUAUCAACAUCGACAUCAGAAUCGCAGUCACCAACAUCGACAUCAAAACCGCAGUCACAGUCACAUCAAAAUACAACACCCAACCCACACCUUCCCCAUCUCACCCCCACGGGAACCGUCCACAUGGUCAGCGUCUCCUCCAAAAUACCCACCCACCGCACCGCCAUCGCCGCCGGCACCGUCGUCUUCUCCAACCCCGCACCGCUCUGCCUCAUCCGCAGCGCCAGCCUCAAAAAAGGCGAUGUGCUAGCCGUUAGUCGGGUCGCAGGUAUCAUGGCCGCCAAAAAGUGUCCCGACAUCGUGCCAUUGUGUCAUCCGAUUGCGUUGAGCCACGUCAGUGUCGAGGUUGAGAUGCUCAGCGCGACGGAAGCGGGUGAAUGUGAUGAACAUGCGCUGCCCUUUGGCGGUGUACAGAUCCAAGCCCAAGUCGAGUGCCAGGGCCCCACGGGCGUGGAAAUGGAGGCGCUUACUGCCGUCAUGGGCGCGGCGCUUAGUGUGCUGGAUAUGUGUAAGGCGGUGGAUAAGAAGCAGCGGAUUGAGGGGGUUAGGGUUUUGCGCAAGGAGGGCGGCAGGAGUGGGGACUGGGUUGCGGAGUGA
Plenodomus lingam JN3 is the source of this 4671-nucleotide messenger RNA. RefSeq lists its product as uncharacterized. The record is from RefSeq and is a predicted model, not a curated record. NCBI's taxonomy places the organism in Eukaryota, Fungi, Ascomycota, Dothideomycetes, Pleosporales, Leptosphaeriaceae. Gene Ontology annotation, biological process: Mo-molybdopterin cofactor biosynthetic process.